GAACGAGCUGAAACCGGGCGGGCGGAAUCAUACACAGACUGUGUUUGUGUGUUUGUGUUUUGGUGUAUGUUUUUCUCUCUUCUGUCCGAUUAAAAAUAGCACCAUCUCAAAAUCCCCAUACGCCAUCAAAAUCCAUCACAGGAGGGUCGCUGUAGUCAGCUGGCUGUACAGAACACGUUUGCACUUUCAACCGUACUGUCGUACGGUGUAACCAGAGGGUCCCAGUGUUAGAUUAAAUAGUUUCCGUGAGUGCGCGCGUUCAACUGCGAAGCGGAACAAGCACACAGUGAAUAUGCACGUGACCGUGGACAAGUGUAACAGGCAAGUGCCGAUUCGAACGAUCGGGAUGAUGUGUUUGCUGCACCUGCUAUUACUCGCACAGUUCGUAUCAGCGGCGACGGAAGAAAAGACGAGUGCAGAUCCUCCCGAUUCCCCGUACGAAACGCAAACGGCACAAUGUACGAUCACUUCCGGUGAUAUUGAAGCUAGUGCACAAGCUUCGAUUAGCAAAACUUUGGUAGGAGUGUGCGGCUCUGAGGAAAUGUUGGAGGCUUUCCGCACGCUGGAGAUUAAAAUGCUCGAGGAGAUGUACAACCUUCGGAAGAUGAUACGUGAUCCUUACUUUGUUCCACCACCGUUACGUCCAUCCGUUUACAGAACGAUCAAAAGAACCACAACGGCAUCGAACACAUCGUCCAAUACCGCAAUACCGCAGCAACAGUCAGCCGCAGAACGGUCCGACGCAUCAUCUUCCUCCAGGCAGACGAGUGCGGCACCAUCUCUAACACCAACAACGACACCUUCAGCGAAAGUCGUCUUCCUGGAUGAUUACGACGACGAGGAGGAUGAGGAAAGUUCGGAAACUUUACACAAAGGCACUAAGAAACAAAAUAGUGAACUUGUAAAAACGUUGUCGAUGAACAACGACACUCGUUCUGUGACUCGCUUAUCACUCGACGAAAAACAGUUGCCCCCAGUAUCGGCACCGAUCGACUUCAAGCCCAUCGAUAAACCUAUGGAGAAGAAAUUCAUCACUGGUGGACUGCGAGACUACGAGGUUUACCGGUUCAACAACACCGUCAUAUCGUCCGGUGACGCUAAAGUGUUCAAAUACUUUUGGAAAAUUGAAAACUUUAUGAGCCGUUUGCGGGCCGCCACCGGCGCGAAGGGAGCCACAUUUUCCAGCCCGGUGUUUGUGAUCUCCGGCUUGAACCUGAGGCUGCACGCUAAGACGACGGUAAAACCGGUGCACGGGGAAGUGUUGCACGUGCAGCUGGAACAGUUGUCCGCGUCCGACGAUGCACUGCGCAAAACGCCCAACGUUAUUCUAGCCUCGGGAGCGCUUUACGGGCAGGUGGAAACGAAAAAAUUCUUCCGCCAUAAGAUUAUGAUUCUAAACCAGGAUAAGCCAUUCAGUGAUUUGAUUUCUACAGACCUUACCAACACGAAUGCAAAGUUUGAGGCACCACUGUCCGCGUUGACCGAACAGCCUUACUUGAAGGACGAUAAGCUGCUAGUGAAGGUCAUUAUUUUCCUAUAAAUUUACCCUUAGUUAAAUAAAGAAAGAAAAAGCGAAUCGAUUGUUGAUCCACGAA
Molecule: messenger RNA, 1595 nt
Organism: Anopheles stephensi (Asian malaria mosquito)
Lineage: Eukaryota; Metazoa; Arthropoda; Insecta; Diptera; Culicidae
Exons: 5
Coding region: 293-1540 (415 amino acids)
Molecular function (GO): protein binding
Source: RefSeq, a predicted model, not a curated record